Messenger RNA from Stylophora pistillata, 1002 nucleotides. RefSeq lists its product as uncharacterized. Lineage: Eukaryota; Metazoa; Cnidaria; Anthozoa; Scleractinia; Pocilloporidae. The record is from RefSeq and is a predicted model, not a curated record.
UGAUUAAAAAAUAAGGUUUACGAGAAUAACGGAAAUGAUCAGCAAGUAAAGUAGCUCUAGACUUCUAACAAGAUUCACCGAUGCUAUUAUUACGUGUACCAUGCAUCGGACUGUUUAAAAAACAGAAUGGAGAAUAUGCACACUGAUGUAAGGGCGUAAAGGAUUUAUGUACGUGAAGAUAACAGUAUAGCAGAGUGGAUCAAUUUGUUUCUUGGUGGUACCUUUUUAAUUGCAAAGAUAUAUAUAAAUGUUGUUGAUAUUGUUGUCAAUAUUUGUUGUUUUUGUAGUCAUUUUGUUGUUUUAAAGAAGUCUUGUAAGGUAAACACUGUGGUUUAGGGAUGGAAUAUCUUAUACAUCGAUAAAAACUGAUGUGAGAUUUUACUAUUGUUUUUGGAUUUAAAUUUAAUUAAAGUGAGCAUCCAAAGACCACCCACUGCAGCCCAGCAUGGUGUUUUCACUGCCAGUUCCAGAGGGCCACCACCUCAGGCUGGAAUGAAACCUUGUCCAUUCAGUGCCAAGGCUAAAAUAACUACAGAGAGAGUUGGUGAGAAGACAAAUGUAAGGCAGAGAUCAGGCCUUCCGUGGAGGCCAUUUUCUGGACAUGCUACAUUGAGCAGACCAGUUCCCUUAGAGAACAAAGAAUCUGACAGUGGUACAGUUAAAAUGAAAGACGAACUGAGCUGUGAUUCUGAUGUUGUCCCCUCAGUGUACAAAGACAGGUGUUUGCCCAAGAACAUUACAAUUCUACAAGAGUGGCUGACAGAAGAUGUGCCAAAUAACUGGCCAACACAACUUACACCCAAACACAGCUUUGUAUUCCUGCCAUGCAUGCAGUCAGAGGAGUGUGUGUGGGAUAAGCUACCUGCUGUACCACCUACUCAGCACGGUGNCGGAGAAAAUCUGUCUUGGUCACCCAUGGUGGGAGGAGGUGCUGGGGAUAGAUUAGCAUCCCAUCUAGGAGAAAUGCAAGCCCUCAAAACCAAGAUUCCAGUCAUUUGUUGA